This is a messenger RNA of Indicator indicator, 3015 nucleotides long. RefSeq names its product pre-mRNA 3' end processing protein WDR33-like. The record is from RefSeq and is a predicted model, not a curated record. NCBI's taxonomy places the organism in Eukaryota, Metazoa, Chordata, Aves, Piciformes, Indicatoridae. The transcript has 6 exons.
AUGAAGAUCCAAAAGCAGCUCAAGGAGACCCAAAAGCAGCUCAAGACCCAAAACCAUCUCAAGGAGAUCCAAAAGCAGCUCAAGGAGACCCAAAACCAUCUCAAGAAGAUCCAAAAGCAGCUCAAGGAGACCCAAAAGCAGCUCAAGGAGACCCAAAAGCAGCUCAAGGAGACCCAAAAGCAGCUCAAGAAGACCCAAAACCAUCUCAAGGAGACCCAAAAGCAGCUCAAGGAGAUCCAAAACCAUCUCAAGGAGACCCAAAAGCAGCUCAAGGAGACCCAAAACCAUCUCAAGAAGACCCAAAAGCAGCUCAAGGAGAUCCAAAACCAUCUCAAGGAGACCCAAAAGCAGCUCAAGGAGAUCCAAAAGAGACCCAAAACCAUCUCAAGGAGACCCAAAAGCAGCUCAAGGAGACCCAAAAGCAGCUCAAGGAGAUCCAAAACCAUCUCAUGAAGAUCCAAAAGCAGCUCAAGGAGACCCAAAAGCAGCUCAAGGAGACCCAAAAGCAGCUCAAGGAGACCCAAAAGCAGCUCAAGGAGACCCAAAACCAUCUCAAGGAGACCCAAAAGCAGCUCAAGGAGACCCAAAAAGCAGCUCAAGGAGAUCCAAAAGCAGCUCAAGGAGACCCAAAAGCAGCUCAAGAAGAUCCAAAAGCAGCUCAAGGAGACCCAAAAGCAGCUCAAGAAGAUCCAAAAGCAGCUCAAGACCCAAAACCAUCUCAAGAAGAUCCAAAACCAUCUCAAGGAGACCCAAAAGCAGCUCAAGGAGACCCAAAAGCAGCUCAAGGAGACCCAAAACCAUCUCAAGGAGACCCAAAAGCAGCUCAAGAAGACCCAAAAGCAGCUCAAGGAGACCCAAAAGCAGCUCAAGGAUGAGGAUGGAGAUGAAGAGGAAGGUCCCAUGGCCACCAAGAGCCAUCCCUGGAGCAGAGAAACCAAAGAGGAUCAGGAGAGAAGCUCCCAGGAGGUCCACCAGGGCCUGAAGGAUCUCCAGCAGGAGCUCAAGGAGGUCCACCAGGGGCUGAAGGACCUCCCAAGGGGACCUCAGGAGGCCACCAAGGGCCACCAAGAGAUCACCAGGGACCACCAGAUGCCACCAAGUGCCACCAGAUGCCACCAAGGGCCACCAGAUGCCACCAAGGGCCACCAAGGGUCCACCAAGGGCCACCAGAUGCCACCAAGGGACCACCAAGGGCCACCAGAUGCCACCAAGGGUCCACCAAGGGACCACCAAGGGCCACCAGAUGCCACCAAGGGACCACCAGAUGCCACCAAGGGACCACCAAGGGUCCACCAAGUGCCACCAGAUGCCACCAAGGGACCACCAGAUGCCACCAAGUGCCACCAAGGGCCACCAGAUGCCACCAAAGGGCCACCAAGAGAUCACCAGGGACCACCAGAUGCCACCAAGUGCCACCAAGGGUCCACCAAGUGCCACCAGAUGCCACCAAGGGACCAACAGAUGCCACCAAGGGCCACCAGAUGCCACCAAGGGACCAACAGAUGCCACCAAGGGACCACCAAGAGAUCACCAGGGGCCACCAGAUGCCACCAAAGGGCCACCAAGAGAUCACCAGGGACCACCAGAUGCCACCAAGUGCCACCAAGGGUCCACCAAGGGCCACCAGAUGCCACCAAGGGACCACCAAGAGAUCACCAGGGACCACCAGAUGCCACCAAGGGACCACCAGAUGCCACCAAGAGGCCACCAGAUGCCACCAAGGGACCACCAGAUGCCACCAAGGGACCACCAAGGGUCCACCAAGGGCCACCAGAUGCCACCAAGGGCCACCAAGAGAUCACCAGGGACCACCAGAUGCCACCAAGGGUCCAGCAAGGGACCACCAAGGGCCACCAGAUGCCACCAAGGGACCACCAGAUGCCACCAAGGGACCACCAAGAGAUCACCAGGGGCCACCAGAUGCCACCAAAGGGCCACCAAGAGAUCACCAGGGACCACCAGAUGCCACCAAGUGCCACCAAGGGUCCACCAAGGGCCACCAGAUGCCACCAAGGGACCACCAGAUGCCACCAAGGGACCACCAAGAGAUCACCAGGGACCACCAGAUGCCACCAAGGGACCACCAGAUGCCACCAAGAGGCCACCAAGGGCCACCAGAUGCCACCAAGAGGCCACCAAGGGACCACCAAGGCCUUGGAGGUUGGGCAGGGGGCUGCCCCUGGCACUGUCCCCAACCUGCCACCACCGCUGGGCACCUUGGGGGGGGGCACUUGGGCCACCACCAGCUGCCACCCAAGGGUCACCAAGAGGUCACCCAGAGGCCACCAAGGGACCUCCAAGGACCACCAAGAGGCCACCAAGGACCACCAAGGGUCACCAAGGACCACCAAGGGUCACCAAGGGACCUCCAAGGGCCACCAAGAGGCCACCAGGUGCCACCAAGGGACCUCCAAGGACCACCAAGGGUCACCAAGGACCACCAAGGGACCUCCAAGGGCCACCAAGAGGCCACCAGGUGCCACCAAGGGUCACCAAGGACCACCAAGGGACCUCCAAGGGCCACCAAGAGGCCACCAGGUGCCACCAAGGGUCACCAAGGGACCUCCAAGGGCCACCAAGAGGCCACCAGGUGCCACCAAGGGUCACCAAGGGCCACCAACGGACCUCCAAGGACCACCAAGAGGCCACCAAGGACCACCAAGAGUCACCAAGGGACCUCCAAGGACCACCAAGAGGCCACCAAGGGUCACCAAGAGGCCACCAAGGACCACCAAGAGCCACCAAGGACCUCCAAGGGCUACCAAGGGACCUCCAAGGGCCACCAAGAGGCCACCAGGUGCCACCAAGGGUCACCAAGGGACCUCCAAGGACCACCAAGAGGCCACCAAGGGUCACCAAGGGCCACCAAGGACCACCAAGGGCCACCAAGAGGCCACCAAGGACCUCCAAGGGUCACCAAGAGGCCAUCAGAUGCCACCAGGGUGCCACCAAGGGCCACCAGGUGCCACCAAGGGGCCACCAAGGGUCACCAAGGGACCUCCAAGGGACCUCUAA